Triticum turgidum subsp. durum (durum wheat) is the source of this 357-nucleotide messenger RNA. The record is from the annotation of a GenBank genome assembly. Lineage: Eukaryota; Viridiplantae; Streptophyta; Magnoliopsida; Poales; Poaceae.
AUGCACGACAACAGGAGGCCCCGGUACCUCAUCUUCUUCUACAGCAACUCCACCUCCUUUAUGGCUUCCAUCGUCGUCAUCAUCAUGUUGCUACCGCAAUGGCUGCGAAAGGAGCAGCAAGGGGAAUGGGAGAAAUGGUCGCUGAGGGUGAUGAACAGGACGAUCAGACUGGAUUUAUUUGCUCUCCUAGGGGCCUAUGCAGCCGGGUCCAACAGGGGGUGGAAGACGUCCAUGUAUGUCGUCGCGCUCAUCAUUGCCGUGCUGGGCUACUUUUUAAUCCACAUGAAGCUUUCAACAUGUCUUGAACGUCGCCGUAAGAAGCGCGAUGCCGAAGCAGCCAUGGGAAUCAUAGUAUGA